AUGAAUUCUUCCGCUCUCAGUCCACCAAAUAGAUCGUCACUGCAAGACAUCGUGGUCGGGAAUGUCAUGCAGCGCACUACGCGGAAAAACCUCGGCAAUCUGUCUGCAGAAGUUGAUGGCUUCAUACCCCAGAGCACUAACGUUGCAAACUCGUAUCAGCAGCAGCAGAGACGCCACACGAACCACCAUGCACCGUACCAACAACCUUGUCAAGAUUACCAUUCUGAGAGUGAUACUGAGACCGCUACCGAGGAUUUCAGCACCUCUGUGAUCUCAUCAUCGAUUGUCGACCUUAUCGGGCAGAGUAGUUUGGCGUCUGGCAGAAGGCGAAUUUCAUGCCUUCUAUCCGACCUCAAGACGGUGAGCAGCAUUAAUGCAAGUAUCCAAGGAGCUGACCACCCUAUCCCGGCUGAGUUCCAGCAGGCCAUUGUGGCUGAUGCCUUAAAGAAAAAGAUUCGCCACCGAGAACGAUGUCGUAUCAACCAGGCACGAUACCGACAGCGACAGAUGCAACUCGAGACUGACAUUGAGGAUGCCAUCGCCAAGAUUAGAUCGGAAAUCAAGGAACUCGAUACGCAGUGUAAGAAUUUUUCUCGUCCUCCAACUACCCCAACGAGUUGGGCUUCGGCGUCCGAAUACUUUCGUCAGUUCAACUACUACGUUUCUUCACCAGGAACGCUCUCCAAGAUGGCAUCCAAGUUUCUUAAUGAGACUAUGGCACCAGCUGUCAUGGGCGGCUCAUUCUUUGGUGUCGAUGCUCAGCUGGAGAACUGGAGGCUGUUCGCUUUCUAUUUCGACGAAGUUCGCGUGGAUCUGAAGUGUUUGAAGACUCCGACAUCUGACACCCUGGUUGCUGAUACAGUCACCAGAGUGACCAUCACGACCAAUACGCUCCGUCGCGCUUUCCCUCACCUCAAUAGAGAUGGUACCGGUGGCUCGAAAGGCGGUCGCAACAGAUAA
This is a messenger RNA of Phytophthora nicotianae INRA-310, 960 nucleotides long. RefSeq lists its product as hypothetical. Bases 1 to 960 code for a protein of 319 amino acids. The record is from RefSeq and is a predicted model, not a curated record. The transcript has 2 exons. Lineage: Eukaryota; Oomycota; Peronosporomycetes; Peronosporales; Peronosporaceae.